GCAAUCCAUUAACCGUUACUCACCUCUCUCGCUUCUACCAGAAGAUUAUUGCAGGGAUGGCAUCUCUUCCACUUGGAAAUACUACAAAUUGUAGCUUACUAUGUGAAAGAAGACCCGUUUCGUUUAUGGGCAUCUCGGCUCUUCCAUUGACACAACUGAGGAUUGGAGCUUUUGCUGGUUUGGUGAGAGGAAGAGCUGCAACACACAGCUUAUGUAGAAAGGAGAUGUCCCUUUUCUGGGGUAAAGGUUCCGACGGAAUAAACAAAAUGAAGUCGAAAAAGGUGAUCUUUACCAUCCCCAGAAGUAGUUCUUCGAACUCUAAUGGGGGUGAAGAGAACUCCCCUGAUAAUGCCAAGAAGCAAAAAUCUUUUGGAUACUCAAGGAAAGAUGUUAUAUUGAUUGGAGUUGGAGUAACUGCACUAGGCGUUGGCUUGAAAAGUGGAUUAGAGUUUGUAGGAGUUGAUCCAUUACAAGCAGGAAAUGUCGUUCAACUGGUACUGGUGUUGGGCCUUACGAUUGGAUGGAUUUCCACUUAUAUUUUUCGAGUUUCUAAUAAGGAAAUGACAUAUGCACAGCAAUUGCGUGACUAUGAAAGCGCAGUCAUGGAGAAGAGGUUAGAGGGCCUAACAGAAGCAGAACUAGAAGCGUUGCUUGAACAAGUUGACGAAGAGAAGAGGCGCCUUGGCGAGAAAGUCAACUAAAGCCUUAAAAUGACGCUGUAUAUAGAGAGUAGUGAGCUUAUAGAUACAUUUCAAAAAUAUCCCUCGUAUGUACUCUAAAGACCACACAAGCAAAGUAACAGGUAAUGUCGAAUUCUCUUCAUUACAUUACUCAAAACUGCAAAGGAAUUGGGAAUGA
Molecule: messenger RNA, 858 nt
Organism: Fragaria vesca subsp. vesca
Lineage: Eukaryota; Viridiplantae; Streptophyta; Magnoliopsida; Rosales; Rosaceae
Exons: 6
Coding region: 57-701 (214 amino acids)
Source: RefSeq, a predicted model, not a curated record